AGUCAACUCGGAUUAAGUAAUUAUGCAAUCCGAAAAGCAACCUCUUCCUCCUCGCCGCCUGGUUCAGUUUCUACUGUGCGUGGUUCCGUUCUGGAAACAAUAAAAAAAUACGACGAAAAACCCAAUAAUUGCACCACUCUUUCGUCUCUUCUUUGUUUGUUUCCUCAAAGACAAGUAUCAUCACUCUUCGCCGGGAGAGCUCCAGAUAUUCACCCUUCUCUCCGCGGGUUAGUUUAUGCUGCGUAUUCCUUUGCGCAUUUCUGCUUCUCUUUUCUUUCCGUCUCUUUCCCUUCCCAUUGCCGGCGCUGUAUCUGUUCCUUGUCUGCUUCCGGAUUUCCGCUUCUAUCUCUGCUGUUCAAUUCACAGUUCCCGCAGUUCUUAGGGUUCCUGAAGUUCAAUUUUUUAAAUUUGAAGGACUUGUGUGUGUGUGAGCAAGUGCGAUUUUCCCAGUGCAUGCAUCGUUUCUAUUUUUUACUUGGCUGGGCGGGCCUUUCUUCCUGUUUAGUUCGUUCAGUGAACUGUAUCUAGGAUCAUAGGGUAUGUCGUUGUAGUUGCGGUUGGCCAUUCAGUUCCUCUGCUCUUUGGGAAUUUUGAUUGUUAAGGGUUCUCUUAUGGCUGUUGGGAAUUUUCCAGUUAUUAAGUGUUGUGGGUUCGUAGUGGUAGCUCUUCUAUGACGUUACUUAACUUCCAAUUAGUGGUUUUAUGGUUUGGGCUGUAGGAUGAAGGUUGACAUGGAGGUACCACUUAAUGCUGCUGAUCAGGCUAUUGACUUAAUUGCUUCUGUGAGAGAGUUGCACGGGCUUGGUUUUCAGGAGAUUAGUAAAUUGUUAAGAGAUGCUGAAAAUUUCACCAUUCAUUUGAACAUCGGAAAUCUCAUCAUAAGGAUUGACAUGGAAAAGCUCGCUGCAUUUCUUCCAUUGCACCUUAUUGCAGUGCUGUUAUCAUCCCGUGGAGACGAGCGUGCCCUGAGAUACUUACUAGGUGGUGUUCGGCUCUUGCAUGUCUUGUGUGACCUAGCGCCUCGUCAUAAUAAACUUGAGCAGAUCUUGCUUGAUGAUGUGAAAGUAUCUGAACAGCUGCUAGACCUGAUCUUUUAUUUACUAAUCAUAGUUAGCCGUCAUAGAAAGGAGACACUUCAUUCAAGUUCAUCAUCUCUUCUACAUCCAGCAGUAGUAGCAUCCAGCCUUUACCUAUUGACGUGUUCAAUAUCGACACAUUGGCAAGAUCUUGUUCAAGUACUUCUUGCACACCCCAAGGUCAAUGUAUUUAUGGAUGCUGCUUUUGGAGCAGUUCGUGUAGCUGUUAGGUCUCUUCAAGGCAAGUUAUCAGCUCAAAUUACUAGCUUUCAGAUGACAUCAAAUCCAACAGUUGAACAAACAGCUAACUUCCUCUGCCAACAAUGCGAGGCUUCUGUACAGUUUCUUCAUUCCUUGUGCCAACAGAAGUUGUUUAGAGAGCGUAUUCUCAGGAACAAGGAACUAUGUGGGAAAGGAGGUAUUCUCUUUCUGGUCCAAGCAAUCAUGAAGCUAAAGAUAACCACUCCUGUUUUGGAGUCUGCUAGAGUUGUUGCUAGUAUAUCUAGAAUCAAAGCCAAAGCAUUAUCCAUUCUAUUAAAUCUCUGUGAAGCAGAGAGCAUUUCGUACCUAGACGACAUUGCAAGCUCUCCAGAAACACUGGAGGUGGCAAAGUCUGUUGCAUCGGAGGUGCUGGAAGAACUGCGAGUUGGAGUUUGCAGAGGCGGGAGACACCUUUCACCAUCUCCUGUCAAAUUCUCUCCCACAGGGCUUCUCCAGCUCAAUGCACUUCGAUUAGCAGAUGUUUUCUCGGAUGAUUCAAAUUUCCGCUCCUACAUUACCAUAAGCUUUACCAAGGUUCUGACUGCAAUAUUUUCACUUCCUCAUGGAGAAUUUCUAUCAAUUUGGUGCUCUUCUGAACUUCCACAAAGAGAAGAAGAUGCUACUCUGGAAUAUGAUGCCUUUGCUGCUUGUGGAUGGGUUUUGAAUGCCACGAAGGUUUCGAGUCCAACAUUUUUAGAAACUAACCUUGUCUCAAGUAGUAUGCCUCAAGCUUCCUACUCCCAUCAGAGGACUUCAUUAUUUGUGAAAGUAAUUGCAAACCUCCAUUGUUUUGUUCCCAAUAUUUGUGAAGAACAAGAGAGGAACCUCUUUCUUCACAAGUUCCUUGAGUGCAUGCGUCUGGAUCCAGCUGAAUCAUUGCCUGGAUUUUCUUUUAGUUCUGGGACCCAAAAAGCUGCCACUGUUUGCAGGAACUUGCGUUCAUUGUUAUGUCAUGCUGAGUCCUUGAUUCCCAACUUCUUGAAUGAAGAAGAUGUUCAACUCUUAAGGGUAUUCUUUAAUCAAUUACAAGCAACGAUUACUCGUGCUGAGUUUGAGGAGAACCAUGGGAAAAAGUCGCCAUCUUUGGAUAAAUUCUCCAAGCUAGACAUCAAUGAUCAUCAGGAGGGUCAAAGCAUCGGAGGGAAGAAGGAACCUUCAAAUGCUACUACCAACAGAAGUGGCAACCACGAGGAAUCUUCAGAAAAUUCUGCUUUGAAAGACAAUCAACUUAACUUCCGAAAUGACCACCUGAAUCUAGGGGAGACUGCAUUAAUUAGAGAAGACAAGGAAAAAUCCAGUAGGGGUGCCUUUAGGGAGAUUGACAGGGAUGGCCAGAAUGUUGAAACAAGUGGCUCAGACUCCACAGCUCCAAGAGGAAAGAGUUUUGUCGAUUCACAUAGCGACUUCUCCAAAUCUGGAAGGAAUAGUAACAAAGAGAGUGGGAUUAGGGGAACCCACGAGGAUGAAAAAACUGAAGCCGUUCAAUCUGAUGAGAAGCAGCCUAGGAAGAGGAAACGGACCAUAAUGAAUGACUAUCAAAUAUCACUUAUCGAGAAGGCCUUGCUCGAUGAACCUGAUAUGCAGCGAAAUGCAACAUUACUACAGACUUGGGCUGAUAGAUUAAGUGUCCAUGGUGCAGAAGUCACAUCAUCACAGCUGAAAAAUUGGCUGAACAAUCGGAAGGCUAGAUUAGCGCGUGCAGGCAAGGAUGCCCGAGCGCCAAUGGAGGUGGACAAUGCUUCUUCACAAGAGAAGCAAGUGGGACACGGGCAGCAAUCACGAUCACGGGACUCACCCGAGAGUCCUGCUGCAGAGGAUAAUGCCCCAUCGAGCACAAGAGGAGGCGCUGUUCAAAGCAGCAGCAUGAAGAUGGGUGGUACAAGUGAAAGCAGCACUUGGAUCCACACAACAAGGGAUCUCGUGAGUAGCGGUGGAACACAACCUCUGCAGUACACGCCAGGGCAGCGAGUGGUGCUUGUGGAUGGGCAAGGAUUGGAGGUUGCCAAAGGGAAGGUGCACCAAGUGAAGGGGAAAUGGUUUGGGAAGAACUUGGACGAGUUAUCGUCAGGUGGUACUUGUGUGGUAGUGGAUGUUAAUGAUCUGAAAGCUGAUCGAUGGACCAGGCUUCCCUAUCCAUCGGAGAUCACGGGGAAUACAUUCAGCGAGGCAGAAACCAAGAUAGGGGAGAUGAGAGUGUUGUGGGAUUAUAAAAAGAUGUACUUGUUGAGGUCUACAUGAUCCUUCCAUGGGUUUUGGGUACACACAUGGAACGGUGUUUAAUACCAGGUAUCGGUGGCCUAUCAGCACUGUUUGUUUCAUUCCAGACGAGAUCUGUAGGAGAAGAUGGCUACAAGAGAUUGUAAGAGAAGGCUGCUGAGUGCAUGUGGAAGUAGUUGCAGAAUGUUUUGGUGUUAGAGAAGCUGUAAAAGUAUUUAAAAGGUGGUAGAUGUCACUAAAAUUAUGCGCUUAAUGGUUAGACUGAGUUUCAAUUAGAACUCUUGAUGCACCUGGUGUAUCUCUAGGGUUUCCAGCUCUUUCUUACUAGUGAGAAAGCAUAAUUAGAAGUUCUAUCAUCCAUGCUUGUAGGGUGUGCAACUGCAAAAUUCAUGAGAAUUGUGGUGAAAAAUGUUUUAGAAAUUAGAAUCAAUACCCCAUCAAUCGGUACUAGUUAUUGUCAUUUGGAUUCCUUGGCUUGAUUUGUCCGAUGAUAAAUGCGAAAAGAAGGAUCCUCCUGGUCUAAUGGGCAAGCUGGGGCAAAAUCAAUAUUGCAUUUGGU
Messenger RNA from Linum tenue, 4113 nucleotides. The record is from the annotation of a GenBank genome assembly. NCBI's taxonomy places the organism in Eukaryota, Viridiplantae, Streptophyta, Magnoliopsida, Malpighiales, Linaceae.